AUGAAAUCCGCGACCGACGAGCUGGGACAACAAAUCACCACACAAGACAUGGCCAAUGUAGACGAAACUCUCUCGAAGCUCGACAGAAAGUCAGCGAAAAAGCUUGCCACGAAAUCGUUUAUGGAGUUCUGCAGGUCCGUGCAUCUGUCCAGCCAUACAAUGAACCGCCUAGCCAAUUUUGCCAGCCGUUGGGCCAAGCUGGAAGACUACCCUUACACCGGCAGCGAAGAAGCUAAGGCGAAUCUGGAUCCGUCGCCAAGCAACCCAUCCUUUGGCGCAGCUGGCCCUUCGCGCACAGGCGGAGGCACGACCGCUGGGGCACAGACACGGACAGGACAGCACCACCAAGGCUACAAUCAGCCAAGACCGGACACAGUUCCAACAAUCCGGUCCGUCAAUACGGAACUUCCCGUGCGGCCAAGCCAGUGGCUGUUGCCACUGCAGAAAAAUGCCGGUCUCGGGUCUAUAGAGGAUGCCGCCAUGGCCCGACACAUCAAUCGACUUGUGGAUGACAUGAAGAACUCGUGUCCAGGAGACCAGCUCCGUGGUUACUGGCACUUGCUGGAUGGAUUUUAUUCCAGAUGUGCCGCGUCCGGCCGUAGUACGCUCGAGUACGAUAGCGACGACGACGACGACGACAACGACGACGAUGGCAUCGAGGGCAGCUCUAUGGGUAUGGCCAACUGGAACCUGUUCUCUAUCGUGCAGUACCGGACCACGGCGUCGGAUUUUGCAACUCACAGCAUUGUGGAUGCAUUGCAACUACCUCGACCCAAUGGCCAGGACUGUCUGCAUUGGGACCGCAACGCAUGGGUGAACCGCAUGGUAGCGGAUCCACGGAACAGGGCCGCGAACGGAGCACAACUUGACGUCCGAAUGGGGCGGGUGUAUGUGAUUGCGGCCAUUUUCGAGGCACACCUCGGCAGCGAGGCUGCCGAAAAUGCCAUCAUGGACCAGGUCAUCGAAAUUCUCAAUCGGCAUCAAAGCUACUACACGUCUGUCGCCCGGUCGAGCCGCGAGGUGCUGGUGUCGGCGCGUCGGUACCAUUCUAUUCGGCAGACUCUGAAGCGAAAGUUUCGUCAUAGCCGUCGUUAG
Molecule: messenger RNA, 1095 nt
Organism: Sporothrix brasiliensis 5110
Lineage: Eukaryota; Fungi; Ascomycota; Sordariomycetes; Ophiostomatales; Ophiostomataceae
Exons: 3
Coding region: 1-1095 (364 amino acids)
Source: RefSeq, a predicted model, not a curated record